UCUUUGUGCCUCUCUUUCCCUGUUAAUGCCCUACCUGGCCCCCUGGCAAAACUUUGGGUAAACACAUGAAUAAGACAGGGAGACAAAAUAGGCAUAUAAAUAUAGCUGUGGUCAGAAGGUUACAUACACUCAUCAUGGAUAUAAAUGCCAUAGGAACUUCGGACUUUUAAUGAUUUCUUUGGACUUCUUUUUGCAAUAAUUAAAAGAUUGUACAAACACAAAUUGGAUGCACAUGUUUAAAAUUAAUUAGGAUUCCCCCCCAGUAUUUGGUUAAAUUCCUCUUAGCAAGGCACACCUUGAUUAGGCCCUAUUGGUAUAUUUGACCACUCCUCUUGGCAGUGUUGGUAGAGCACAUUUAAAUUAGUUGGUUUGGUUUGGCAGCUUUUAAGCAUAGUCAUAGUGUACAUACUGUAGGUAUGCGUAAUUCAGAACGUCUAGAAGAAGACUGUCAUCCUUAGAUGAGGGGAAAUUGUUUAGGAUGUUCAAAAACACUCCAGGAACCAUUUAGCCUCAUUGUGCUUUUUUGGUUAAGAAGGGUCUACCUUCAAGCUCCAAUCCAGCUUCACAUCUAAGAAGUGAAAGUUCAUGUUUCUGCACAACAAAUGCCAUCUUAGCCAAACCUUAACCUUAUUAACCUCCUAGGACCUGGCAAAAAAUCUGGUAAUUCUUUGUUUUUACAUUCAUCGGGCCCCAAUAUGCCUAAAUAUCAAAGAGAAAUUAAAAAUGCAUGCCGUGGAAGAGUUCGGAUCUUAGGAGGUUAAUGUACCAACCAGUUCACAAUAAAGACACACAAUCUUUAUUAUGAAUAUAAAUUCAGGAAUAACCAUUCUUCUGCUUUUUUUUUUUUGCAUGCAAGCAUUAUCUGUUUGACAACAUUGCUAAGCAGCAAUUGUGAUGAGGAUCACCUUCCUUCACUUGGAAGCACAGCAGCUGACAGAAGGAGGGCAGCAGUUUCAACAAGGUUCACCGCUUGUUUCGAGGAUCUUCAAACAGUACAUGCUGCUAUGUGAUUCGGAAACAAGACGCAAACGAUUAAACGCUCUCCCCCGAGCACUUGCCACAUCUUCCGCUCUUUGAAUUUACAUGGCAUUUAUGAACACUCACAAGGAAAACAGAAAAAGCGGGAGUGGGAUAGCUGGGGAAGAGGACUCCGGGAGUGGAGGAGUCUCAUUAUUCUGUUAUGGAUUGCACAUGUCAGGCAGUAAGUGCUCUUUUUAUCCUUCCAAAGCACUAGCCUCGGCCACUGAGCGCAUUUCCCUACCCGAGUGAAAUUUACCAUGUUAAGGCUCACGCCACCAGGGGAAUGGUGGUGAGAGCUCUGGGUCGCUGUUAAGAUUUACCGCCUUGAUUAAAUAAAGGGCUCUGGUGUGAAUAAGAGGCUGAGGGAGAAAUCUUCGUAACAUAAACACAUGUUUUAUACUCAACAGUAAAUUGAUUAGACCCCAUCCUUACACAAACACACACACAGACUUUUACACCUCUUUAUGGUGUGCUACAUGUCACACUGGGUUUUAAACAAAGAACAGAAAGGGGGCAGUGGAGGAUUGCUUGUGGCUCAGGGUGGCUUUCUGCCAGUACACAGAAAAGAUGUGUCUUCUCAAAAGGGCUUGUUCCCAUUUAUUACUGCCUGCAUACCUUGAAAAGUUCACCCAGGAAAAAAAAUAUUAUUCCUCUCUUUUUAUUUGGGAAGAAGAGGACUCUUAUUUGAUGCAACGCGCUUCACAUAUUGUAACACUUCCCAAAAAAACCCUUUUAAAUUCAGUCUCAUGUUCUUCAAAUUUCCAGCCUUUCCUUUAGUCCUUAAAGCUCCAGGAAGGUGCUUUGCCAUAAUUAGCUGCACUUUGCUGGGAUAAAGCAUUUUUUUAAACCCACAGCGUAACAUAUGACAGUCUGAAACAAAGCAAAAUGUAACUGGUUUUAGCCAAAGACGGAGCAACAAUUUUCAGUUUGCAAAGGUAGGUGAGUAUGGGGUCAGCUGAUUGAUGUGCCUCCAGUGUGUGUCUAGGCUCCCUGCUGGAUAUAGUGGACACCAGCUGGCACUGUUCAAAUUCAAAUCCUACAAGCCAAUCAGGAUUGCCUUUUCAACUAAAAGCCAAUGUGAUUGGGUGACACUUUGUUUCUACGGUGUGUGUGUGUGUGUGUGUGUGUGUGUGUGUGUGUGUGUGUGUGUGUGUCACACUUUAUCACAAUGGCAACACUUAUUUCGACUUUUUCACUGGUCACUCUAAUACCAACCCGCUAAUACAGUUUAAAAUAACUAUGCUGAUCGUUUUUGCAGGUUAUGUGGGCUGAUCUACACUGAACAUCCACACAUAUGGAGAAAAGGUUAAUUUGAUCUACAGUUAGACUAAGAACGGUUUUACAAUAACCUAUGCUCUUCAUGUUGUUAAAAGCGUUCCAUGUAAAUGCAUGUGUUUGCCUCUUCUUAGUCCUGCCACUGCAGCCCAGAUUUGUAAACCCAAAGAUCAGCAGCAGUAACUCGUUUCGUUACAGGCCACUUUGUGUUAUGAUUUCCUACUAACGUGCAUGAACGCACCACAUGGUGCGAUUUACGAUGUAGGAGAAGUCAAGAGACGAAGUUUAUGAGGCGGCAUUGAACGCAGCACAGGACUCCCUACGUUUUUUUCCCCCUCCGCUUCAUAGGGGAGGGAGAAUGUGGGGGGCUGUUUGACUCCUGUCUCCCCACCCCCAGCCCGUACGGAGUGGCUUUAGGAAGAAAAGAAUCCAAACCUGCAACUCGGAGAUAACGAGACACACACCAAUAAAGAGAUACACGUUUGGAGAUCCGCGCGCGGCGGUGUCGCGCACGGAUUAUUAUAGGGCAUUUUAUUUUUCUUUCACUGAGGAGAUUCUGGUUUGGAGCGUCUGAUCUUGGGGGGAAGGAAUACAAAUGUACGGAGAAUAAAAGGAGUAUUUCAUACAUGCUCUCUUCGCUAACAAGUGACUGCCGCUGGAGAAAGUGGAAUAUAGUGUUUUUUUUUCUGCCGCAGGAGAUUCAACGUAACUGUUUUUAUUUGCUCUGAGGGAACUGACCGCUUACCCCAAGCAUACGGAUUUAAAACCUGUCCCCAGGGGUGGGGGGGAUAGUCUCAAAAGUACUUUUCUCACGCCGCUGAAAGCGUCAAGCUGUCCUGCUUGAAGACCCCACACGUCCUCGUGCAGUUGGGGCCUCGGCUCUCCGGCCAGGUCAAAGGUCACUCCGACCCUACCCUCCCCCUCCCCCUCCCCCUUCCCUACCAGAGCCAAGAUGGCCACCAGUGGUGCCCUGCGCAUCUCCUUGCAAGUCCUGCUGCCUGUGAUCACUCUGCUGCUAUCACUGCUGCUCACCGGCUCCAACGCCACACUACCACGCUUCACAAAAGUUCCCGUUGACCAGAUUGGUGUCUCGGGGGGUGUGGUCUCCUUUGUCUGCCAGGCAACAGGUUACCCCAAGCCAAAGGUUAGUUGGAACAAAAAAGGAAAGAAGGUGAACUCCCAGCGUAUAGAGACCAUAGAGUUUGACGAGGGUGCCGGUGCAGUUCUGAGAAUCCAGCCUCUCCGAGCGCCACGUGAUGAGAACGUCUACGAAUGCGUGGCUGAGAACAGCGAAGGCGAGAUUGUCACCAGCGCCAAGCUGUCCAUCAUCCGAGAGGACCUUCUUCCACCAGGCUUCCCUAACAUUGACAUGGGGCCUCAGCUCAAAGUAGUGGAGCGCACUCGAACAGCCACCAUGCUCUGCGCCGCCAGUGGCAACCCUGACCCGGAAAUCACUUGGUACAAAGACUUCCUGCCGAUUGACCCCACUGCAAGUAAUGGGCGAAUCAAACAGUUACGCUCAGAAACCUUUGUGGGUACCCCGAUUCGAGGUGCCUUGCAGAUCGAGAACAGCGAGGAGACGGACCAGGGGAAGUACGAGUGUGUGGCGUCUAACGUGGAAGGCGUGCGCUACUCGUCCCCUGCUAACCUUUAUGUGCGAGAGCUUCGAGAAGUCCGGCGGGUGCCUCCUCGCUUCUCCAUUCCACCAGCAAGUCAGGAAAUCAUGCCCGGUGGUAGCGUCAACAUAACGUGCGUGGCAGUGGGGUCGCCCAUGCCUUAUGUCAAAUGGAUGCUGAACGCUGAGGAUUUGACGCCAGAGGAUGAGAUGCCAGUGGGUAGAAACGUUCUUGAACUGAGCAACGUUCGUGAGUCAGCCAACUACACCUGUGUCGCCAUGAGCAGCCUUGGGAUUAUUGAAUCUAUGGCACAGAUCACUGUCAAAUCUCUCCCAAAGCCCCCAGGUACCCCCGUAGUUACGGAGACCACUGCCACCAGUGUGACCAUCACCUGGGACUCAGGAAACCCAGAUCCAGUGACAUACUAUAUCAUCCAAUAUAGGGCCAAGUCUCCAGACAGCAAAUAUGAAACUAUGGACGACAUCACCACUACACGUUACAGCAUUGGCGGCCUUUAUCCCAACACGGAGUAUGAAAUCCGUGUCUCAGCUGUCAACACAAUUGGCCAGGGUCCUCCUAGUGAGCCGGUAGAAACUCGGACUGGUGAACAAGCCCCGGCCAGUCCACCAAGAAACAUUAAGGCCCAGAUUCUUCCCCAAAAUACCAUGAUGGUUCAGUGGGAAGAGCCAGAGGAGCCCAAUGGGCAGAUUAAGGGCUACCGUGUUUAUUACACCAUGGAUAACUCCCAGCCCAUGAGCCUCUGGCAGAUCCAUAAUGUCCAGGACAGCCUCAUCACCACUAUCCAGAGCCUAGUUCCUCAAGAGACCUACACAAUCAAAGUUUUAGCAUUCACCUCUGUAGGGGAUGGACCUUUUUCAGAACCCAUCCAUGUCAAAGUACUGCAAGGAGUUCCAGGUCAACCAUCUAAAUUCCAGGUUGGUGCUGUGUCCGAUACCAGCAUUCAACUAACCUGGGAACCCGCCUAUGAGAAAGAGGGAAUUAUAAGUUAUGAACUUCGUUAUAUGGAAAGCACUUUUGGAGGCCAGAUGAAGAAAACAUUUGGACCCACAACAUCAUAUGUUGUGGAAGGUCUCCGUCCCAACACAGAGUAUCGCUUCUCCCUGGCAGCCAUCUCUAACAAAGGCAUCGGAGCCUUCACAAAUGACAUUACGCAGAAGACCUUGCAAGCGAAGCCCUCAGCUCCCCCUCAAGAAGUUAAGUGCAGCAGCACCAGCUCUACCACCCUGUUGGUAAGUUGGCGCCCCCCACCUUUGGAGAGUCAGAAUGGUGCCCUGGUGGGGUAUAGGGUGCGCUACCAGGUGGUGGGCCAGUCAGAAGGGGCCGGUGACAACGAGGAACCGCUGGAGGAGCCCAUGGUGCCUGCCACUGAGGAGCAGGUGUUGCUUCAGCGAUUAGAGAAGUGGACCCAGUACCGUGUCACGGUGUCUGCCUCCACUGUGAUUGGACCUGGCCCCGAGAGUGAGCCCCUCGUCUGUCGGACCGACGAAGAUGUUCCUGGGGCUCCUCCAAGACGGGUGGAGGUGGAGGUUAUCAACUCCACAGCAAUUAAGGUGAUGUGGCGUUCUCUUACGCCAGGCAAGCAGCACGGACAGAUCCGUGGCUACCAGGUUCAUUACGUGCGUGUGGAAAAUGGCGAGUCUCGAGGCCUGCCUCUCAUCAAGGAUGUCAUGCUGGCUGAUGCCCAGUGGGAAACAGACGAUACAGCUGAAUAUGAAAUGGUCAUUGGAGGACUCAAGCCAGAAACCACUUACUCCAUCACAGUGGCAGCAUACACCACCAAGGGGGAUGGUGCUCGGAGCAAACCCAAACUGGUGGUGACCAAAGGCGCAGUACCUGGUCCGCCCUAUCUGUCAGUGGCUCAGGACUCAGAGACAUCAGCCGUGGCUCGCUGGGAUCCUCCAGAUCUAACCAAUGGCAUGGACCUGCAGGGUUACCGGCUCCAGUUUGGCAGAAAAGAUGUCUCUCCUUUGGCCACACUGGAAUUUGCUCCCCAAGAGCGGCAGUACUCUGUGGGCAACAUUCACCGGGGGGCAAUUUAUCUCUUUAAGAUCUCUGCCAAGAGCAGGGGUGGCUUUGGGGAAGAGGCUGUGGUAGAAGUCAAUGUGCCUGAGAAUACGCCAGGGGGAUACCCACAAAUUAACGAGGGCUCCAAUGUGACUUGCUGCUCAGUGCAGCUGUCCUGGUCUCCACCAGUCCUGGCAGAGAGGAAUGGGGUAAUCACAGAGUACACUUUGGCCUAUAAAGAAGCUGGCACCAGAGAAGCUCCACGGGAACUCCACUUACCCCCCAGCCUCUUCAGCUAUGUGCUCAACAGCCUCAAACCGAACUCGGCAUAUGACGUGAAAAUACGUGCACACACCAGUGUAGGUCCAGGGCCCUACAGCCCACCUAUCCAGUAUCGGACCGUGGCCUUUGAUCCAGCAGAUGUUCCAAAGAACUUCACUGUAAAGUGGGCCACCAAGUCCACAGUGGUCAUUGCUUGGAAGUUUUCUGAAAGCAGGUCCCCGUAUAAAUGCACUAUUGAGUAUAACCGCCAGAAGAUGGAUGUGGAUGCCAGGCAGCUGAAGGUGUUCGUCACUGGACUAAGACCUAACACCACCUAUGAGUUCACAGUGAUCUGUCAAGAAAGCAUAAAUGGUGGGCAAAGACAUCGGGUAAUAGCCAGGACAGCGCCGCUCAUGCUGAUCAGGAAACCCAAGUUGGACAUCUACAGUAACUCGGAUACCGCGCUCACCAUGUCCUUUCCAUCAUUUGACAGCAAGGAUGUCAAGAACUUCUAUGUAGUAGUGGUGCCGCUUAAGAAGACCCCAGGAACUGUUAAAGACUUGAAAAACCCUGAUGAGAUAGACAUAGAAGAGCUGUUGAGGGAGGUGAAUCCAAAGCGCCGUUCACGCCGUCAGCUGGACCAGAAGAAGCCCUACAUCAUAGCCUGCUUCAGGCAACUGCCCGCUAGCUUCACAGUAGGAUCUGAAAAUCGCCACAGUAACUGUGAGAACAAGCCUCUCGAACCUGGCCAGGAGUAUGUCUUCUUCCUGCUGGUUGAACUCAAUGCCACUAGCGGGAAAAUGUUUGCAGCAAGCCCAUAUACCGACACGGUGGUGACUCCUGAGCUGGUCGUGGACCCUUUGCCAGUAGACGCUGGAGAUGGUCUCAUAUGGGUGCUGGGCCCCGUCCUGGCUGUUGUCUUCAUUAUCUGCAUCGUCAUCGCCAUUCUUCUGUAUAAAAACAAACCCGACAGCCACAAAAGAAAAGAGUCGGAGCCACGCACAAAAUGUCUGCUGAACAACGCAGACAUUACACCCCAUCACCCCACAGACCCCGUGGAGGUGAGGCGCAUCAACUUCCAAACUCCAGAUUCUGGUCUAAGCAGUCCUCAGAGUGAAGCAGAUUUUGACUAUGAAAGUAUGAUGAAUCAUCCUCCUAUCCCUAUCUCAGAGCUGGCUGAACACACAGAACUUCUCAAGGCCAACGACAACCUCAAACUCUCCCAGGAAUAUGAGUCUAUUGAUCCAGGCCAGCAGUUCACCUGGGAGCACUCCAACCUGGAGGUGAACAAGCCCAAGAAUCGUUACGCCAACGUCAUCGCCUACGACCACUCACGUGUCAUCCUGGCUCCCAUAGAGGGUAUAACAGGCAGCGAUUACAUCAACGCUAACUACAUUGAUGGCUACAGGAAGCAGAAUGCUUACAUUGCCACCCAAGGACCUUUACCAGAGACAUUUGGAGACUUCUGGAGGAUGGUGUGGGAACAGAGAGCAGCCACUAUUGUCAUGAUGACCCGGCUGGAAGAGAAGUCGCGGAUUAAGUGUGAUCAAUACUGGCCAAGUCGAGGUACAGAGACCUACGGUAUGACCCAAGUGACCCUUUUGGACACGAUAGAAUUGGCCACUUUCUGCGUGCGCACUUUCUCUUUGCACAAGAAUGGUUCGAGUGAGAAGCGGGAGGUUCGUCAGUUCCAGUUCACCGCCUGGCCUGACCACGGCGUACCAGAGUACCCAACCCCAUUCCUGGCCUUCCUCCGUAGGGUGAAGACUUGCAAUCCGCCUGACGCUGGACCAAUCAUUGCUCACUGCAGUGCGGGCGUAGGCCGGACGGGCUGCUUCAUCGUCAUCGACGCCAUGCUGGAGCGGAUCAAGCACGAGAAGACGGUCGACAUUUACGGCCAUGUGACACUUAUGCGAUCGCAGCGGAAUUACAUGGUGCAGACCGAAGACCAGUACAGCUUCAUUCAUGACGCACUGCUGGAGGCGGUGGCCUGCGGAAACACUGAGGUGGCUGCCCGGAGCCUGUAUUCUUACAUCCAGAAGCUUGCACAGGUGGAGAGCGGUGAGCACGUCACUGGCAUGGAGCUGGAGUUCAAGCGUUUGGCCAACUCCAAAGCCCACACGUCGCGCUUCAUCAGUGCCAACCUUCCCUGCAACAAGUUCAAAAAUCGGCUGGUUAACAUCAUGCCCUACGAGACCACUCGUGUUUGCCUGCAGCCAAUCAGAGGCCUGGAAGGAUCUGACUACAUCAAUGCCAGCUUUAUUGAUGGAUACAGGCAACAGAAAGCCUACAUUGCCACGCAGGGCCCUCUGGCGGAGACUACAGAAGACUUCUGGAGAAUGCUCUGGGAGAACAACUCCACUAUUGUAGUCAUGUUGACCAAACUUAGAGAGAUGGGACGGGAAAAAUGUCACCAGUACUGGCCUGCAGAGCGCUCUGCCAGGUAUCAGUACUUUGUGGUAGAUCCCAUGGCAGAGUAUAACAUGCCUCAGUACAUCCUCCGAGAGUUCAAGGUCACAGACGCCAGGGAUGGCCAGUCCAGAACAGUAAGGCAGUUCCAGUUUACUGAUUGGCCAGAGCAAGGCGUGCCCAAAUCGGGGGAAGGAUUCAUUGAUUUUAUUGGCCAGGUGCAUAAAACCAAGGAGCAGUUUGGGCAGGAUGGCCCAAUCUCUGUCCACUGCAGUGCUGGCGUGGGCAGGACCGGAGUCUUUAUCACCCUUAGCAUCGUCCUGGAAAGGAUGCGUUAUGAAGGUGUGGUUGAUAUCUUCCAAACGGUGAAGAUGCUCCGAACACAGAGGCCAGCUAUGGUCCAAACUGAGGAUGAGUAUCAAUUCUGCUAUCACGCAGCUCUGGAGUACUUAGGAAGCUUUGAUCACUAUGCAACGUAAAAAGCCAUCUCCCCCCCUCCCCCUCCUCUGAAUCCUGUUGCCCCCCCACCCCCACCUCAACAGCCUCUUGAGCCAUAGGAACUAAAAUUUAAAACGACAGCAAACAACCACAUCGCCACCGCCAAUUCAGCCACAUCAACCAGGAUCUCCUAGAUUUAUUUUUUUUUUAAGACAACACCCGGUCCAACCAGUUCAGAGUCCAAUUUGACUUUUCAAAUAUGCCACAAGGAAACACAAGAAAAUUGUCCAUCAUCUCAAGAAAAGAAGAUCCUCGGCAGGGGAGGAACCAGAUGCUGUGGCUCAAGAUGUGGGGCGGGUUUUGAUCAAAGUGUCAGACUGCUUACCUUACCUCAAGUGUUUCAAUGUGGAGGACAUUGUAAACAUUCGUGGACGUUUCUCUUCUCAAAAAAUAUCUUCGUGACACAACAGUAACAAGCGACAGAUGACGAAGGAAAAGGAAGGCAAAAAAAAUACAAAUAAAAAUGUAAAAAACACUGAGAAGCAGAUGGAUGUAGCCAAGACUUGGUGACUAUCUUGUUUUUUGAUAUGCUCGGGUGUAAAAGGGGUUCAAGUAUUUCCAUCAACACAGUGUGUGAGUAAUAUUGUGAGAAAUGAAGAAACUGGUUGCCUGCAUAAAAGAUUUAUCAAGCUGUACAAAAAAAGUGAAACAAAAUAAACAGAAAAGGACAAGUUCACUCACAUUCGGCACCAAAUCCUUCAAGAAAACCUAAAGUUUUUACAGUAUUUUGUGUGGGAUAACACUCGACUAUUAAAGCGACUUCUUCUCGAGCACUAAGAGCUAAAAGAAGACACUUUUUGGUUUUCUUACAGUUGUGAGGAUGAAAACAGCGACACAUUUCUUAAAAUGUGCUAAUUGCAUCAGUUGUGAAUUCGUGUGAAAUCAGUAUCCUCAGCCAGGUAAUCGCAGGAAUGUUGCAACACGCCAGUAUAUUAACAGUGCAAAGAUCAGUCACCGGAUAAAAGUCUCGCCUGCUGCACGAAGCCUCCGCCGCGUCGUCUUGCGUGCAGCCAAGGUGAGACAAGCGGCAGCCGUGUCCCGUGAUUUUUCUUUCUUUCUUCUGUUUUUUUAACAAUCGCUCCUGUCUUUGGAACCACUACAUUGUGGGGCUGCGGUUUCAACAUCCACGGUUUUGAACAAGAGAUAAACCUGGUGGGGGGGGAAGGCUUUGGAACAAAAAUGGAACAACCAAACAAGGAUUGCCGCAAAAGUGAGGGCUCUCUUUGUGUACAGUGACCAACGCUCAUCGUCAUCCUCCAGAACUUUGUCUAAUGAGGAAUUAUCUCGUUUUUCUCGUUUUUUUUUAUUAUUAUGAUUUUCUGUCAAAACCAAACAUGCUGCUUAUCUCGUGUACGCUGUACGUGUGACUUUGGAAGGAGAGGAAACUGAUGAAUCAAAGAUGCCAUCUCUGAUAACUGGCAUGACUGAAAGCGCAUCCACUUGACGUCAUCAUCCACGCCUCCUUUUCCCCUCCCUCUCGCCCAGCCUCCUCUAUAAUCAUCUAUAUCAUUGUAUAAGACGCUCAAGUGGCAAAGGCCUGCUGCAGUUACCAAGCUGCACAUUAAUGUGGUUGAAAAAUUGGCCUUUAGUUCCACUGUUUGUGUGUUUUGGUGACAGGUGGAUACAUUUAAACAAAAAACAAAAACCAAAAAAAAAACAGAUGCUUUGGUAUUUGCCCUCCGUUUUCAAGGUGAUGUCUCUGUGGGUGACACAGCCAGACCAAGGAGCCAUGAUGGAUCUCGACGCUGUGACGCGUUCCUGAAACUCUCCAGUACAAGUUACUUGCACAUCCCCAAACGAAAAAAAGAUUAACUUUAAACGUAUUACCCCCGCCAACCCCUCCCUACUCUCCCCGAACAACUGCAGGUCGACACACUAGUGUAUGUUGUGAUUUAAAAAGAAAAAUCAAGCUUUUGAGAUCACCGGGUUUUCAUUUCGAGAACAGCGCUUUGGUAUACGCGAGCGUUACGGAUCCCGCGCAGGUUUCCGGUGGGUGUGCACAAAAGCCGGAGCGAUGGACAGAACUGUGUGUAAUCUUUUCUUAUUUCCAAAAAAGCCUUAUUGUUACUGUAACAUUACGAAAACAUUAAUGUUGUAUUAUGACGACUUAUUUUACACUACAUAGUUGACUUUUUAUUAUGUUUUUGGUUGUUUUGUUUUUUUCAGUUUAGUUUUCUAACAGAUGUUGUAUCAUUUUUUAAAAUUAGCAGGAAAAGAGAAAAGCUUAUCUGUUCAUAUUAUGUUUAAAGACAUUCUAUUUUUUCACUGUAGAAAUGUUAAGUAUAACAUGGCUGUGUGCUUGUGCGCAUAUAUGUAUGCAUUCAUGUGUACUGCGCACUCACACAUUCAUAUAUAUUUAAAUGCAGAAUAUGAAGAUAUAUCCAAACCUUAGUAUGAAUUAUAUGUUUCUCCUCAUCAUCUUUUUUGUUUUUUAAACAUGUCAGUUCUCAUGCUUGAAAAUAUGAUUUUAUUUCAUUUUGUUUUUCUUUGUGUGUGUGGUUUUUUUAAUAUAUACAUACAUAUAUAUAUAUAAAUAUAUAAUCUUAGAGACCUUGUGUGUUUCUUAAUGGAAGGUGAGGGAAGCACUAUGCCUGAAUCCUCUGCCUCCACUCACCAUUGCUCUUCUACCUGAGGGUAGAACCUGUGCCGAUGAGGAGAUGCCAUUUUUUAUUUCUAUUUUUUAUUUUUUUGUCGUUUUUUCUUUUUCUUUUGAGCAACUGUUGAUGAAGUGAUCUACAAAAUAUCAAUCAAAUAUUUCAAAACUGACGAUUUUUUUCUUACCUAUAUAGGACCAACUUGACGAACUGUAUCUUGUAUGAUCAUGGUCAGGCUAUGACCCUCGCAGUUUAAGAAAAUCCUCUUCAAGUUCUCUUUUCUUUUUUUUUCUUUUUCAGACAUAAUGUGGCCAUUCAUUUUGUUAGAUAUCCACUAUGAUCUAGAGUAUACCUGUAAAUAAACAAAUAUAUAGAUUAUAUGUAUUUGUAUCAUUUGACCUCAAGAUCUCAUACUUUAGGUGGGGACAGAAAUACAAAAAUCAAAGUCCUUCUCACAUCCUGGUGGUUGUAGAGCCUGCUUUCUGAAACCUCUCUUCUCCAGUCCUUCCUCCCUGGUCUUUAAUUACCACUCACUUUUCUUCUGACUUUAAUUUCCCCUGCUAGCAGUUGAAAUGGGAAACAUGCCAGCCUCUGUUCUCAUACCUAUAGCCUCAAACAGAGCACGAAAUCAGCACCAGUGAUCUGCUGGUAUAAUUUGACCAAGCCUGGGAGGUUAGUUCUUUCUGUCAACUAUUUGAAUUGCUAAUCAAUCAUUAUUUCAAGGACCUGUUACAUUCUUAUUCUAGGUGAAAGACAGAGUGGAGCAACUAAAGGGUGUUUUUGAAAAAGAAAUAUUGUCUUAAAAUAAUUCUCAAACAAAGGAUUAAUCACAAAGGUGUAAAUUCUUAAAGCCACAGCUACGGUAAAAACGCUGGAGGCAUCCUUCAUUCCUUAACACUUUCCACAAAACCCCCAGAAGAUGUGCAACUGUUCAACUCCCUAAAAUGCCAAGGUGUUAAUCCAUAAAUAUAUCAUUAGCUGAGGAGCAAAUACAGCUAUGCUAAAGGCCAGACAUGGUUCAGUUCCAAGAUGACACGUUGAUUUAUUGUCUCCCCGGUGCAUUUUUUUUAAGCCUGGAACAGAACCAUACUGUUUUUUCUUUGGUUUUUGUUUUUGUCUUUGACCAUGCUUCAUUUUGGGAUGCAGAAAGAAAUCAGGACUCAGUGAAAGAUAGCAGAGUGAUGCAACCAAGGAAAGACUGAGACAACCAAAAACGUGCUGCAAAUUCACAUUUCCAGCAUGUCAUUUCUGAACAGUGGGAACCUUGAGAUGUUUCAUAAUGAACUCAAAGCCUAAGAUGAAAGACUCUGGAAUUCAGUGAGGCUGAUGAGAAAGGGCCCAGGCCAAAACUGAAACCAUGGAAGUCUUUCAAAGCUUGUGCAAUGUGUUACGUUUUUUUUUUUUUUGACUUAAUGUGAAGAUGUUAGGCUUUUGAAAACAAACCGCCAAAUUUGCAGGAGUAUGUUGAAUAUUUCAGGGGAAGAGGGGAAAUAACAAAAGAUGAACCCUAACUUAAUCAAUUAAUCAAAAUAACAGAACGUAUACAGUACGACAAAUUGGAAAAAAUAAAAAACAACCCAAAUUCAGAAAAAUACUUUUUUUGUAUGAGGGCCAAGUGCUAUCACUUUCAAACUGUUACUUCUAACUGAAACAAUAAUUGGUUUAAAGCCACUGUGUAUGUAGAUAUGUUGACUUUGUAUUAAAGAAAUGUUGUCUGAAAA
Messenger RNA from Haplochromis burtoni (Burton's mouthbrooder), 13419 nucleotides. It is a transcript of the gene ptprsa, whose product is annotated as protein tyrosine phosphatase receptor type Sa. The record is from RefSeq and is a predicted model, not a curated record. Gene Ontology annotation, biological process: protein dephosphorylation. Gene Ontology annotation, molecular function: protein binding; protein tyrosine phosphatase activity. NCBI's taxonomy places the organism in Eukaryota, Metazoa, Chordata, Actinopteri, Cichliformes, Cichlidae. Bases 3248 to 9085 code for a protein of 1945 amino acids. The transcript is spliced from 38 exons.